Brassicogethes aeneus is the source of this 4760-nucleotide messenger RNA. Lineage: Eukaryota; Metazoa; Arthropoda; Insecta; Coleoptera; Nitidulidae. The record is from the annotation of a GenBank genome assembly.
UCAGCUGUAGUAAAAAAUGUUUCCGUUUAUUUUUAUUAUUUAUAAAUAAUUCCGGUCAACAGUGUUGUUAUAAUUUUAAAAUGCGUGGUCCGUAACAACAUCGUUAAAAUACUGAUUAUGUUAUUUCUGUGAUAAACAAACAAUGUAAAUAUUUGAUAAGUAAAGUCCAUUAAAUCAAUUGUUUUAAUUCCAUGGGUAGUGUUAUUUAAUUGUUUUUAUCAAAAUGAUGAAGUCGUUUCGUUUGAUUGUGCACCAAAAAACGUUUAGCGAGGAAGAUUUAAUUAUAAGCCAGAAGGACUACCCUGAUGCCAAACAGGGCGAUAUUGUUGAAAUUUACCAUGACUCUGAGUCAGAGUAUCCCAGACUUUUGUUACAAAUUAAAAACUUCAGGGACGAUUCUCUACAAACAAAAGAUACCAUAAGUGUGGAACACAGCAUAGCGAAUGCAUUUGGUUUGCAGACUUACAAAAAUGUUAUAAUAAAACUUGUGAAUCCCACCGAUGUAGCUUUAGAUUCAAUAGAAUUAACUUUUAAGGACCAAUACAUGGGCAGAUCAGAGAUGUGGAGAUUGAAAAAUUGCCUAAUCAACUCUUGCGUGUACAUGAACAAAAAACUGGAGUUCUGCGGCGGCGCGGUGCGUUGCCAAGUGUACGAGAUGUGGGCGCAAGGCGACAGGGUAGCAUGCGGCGUCAUCACUGACGACACCAAAGUGGUAUUCCGUUCCUCAACAUCGAUGGUGUACCUGUUCCUGCAAAUGUCCUCGGAAAUGUGGGACUUCGACAUAUACGGCGAUUUAUACUUCGAGAAAGCCGUGAAUGGCUUUUUGUCUGAUUUGUUCAUGAAGUGGAAGAAAAACGGCAGCAAUCACGAAGUUACAAUUGUUUUAUUCUCGAGAACUUUCUACGAGGCUAUGAGUUUGGAGGAGUUCCCCGAGCAUAUGAGAGAGUGUCUUCAGAAAGAUUACAAAGGGAGAUACUAUGAAGAUUUCUACAGGGUUGCCGUUCAAAACGAGCGCUUCGACGACUGGAGCGGUAUUCUGGUGCAACUGCGCAAAAUUUUUUCUCAGUACCUUCACACAGUGUUGGAGUAUCAUUCCAGACCCGAUCAAGAAAUCCCGAGUGCCACCAACAGCACUGCAGCCCAAGGAAAUUUCUUGGAAGUAUUAAACAUGUCGUUAAACGUGUUCGAAAAGCAUUACCUGGAUAGAAGUUUUGACAGAACUGGUCAACUUAGCGUGGUUAUCACACCAGGAGUGGGGGUUUUUGAGGUUGACAGGGAGUUGACAAAUAUCACUAAACAAAGAAUUAUUGACAACGGAGUUGGUAGCGAUUUAGUUUGCGUUGGAGAACAACCGUUACAUGCUGUACCUCUAUUAAAGUUUCAUAACAAAGACACACAUUUGAACGUCCCAGACGACUACUCGAUGCCUCAUUGGAUAAACUUGUCGUUCUAUUCAACAAACAAAAAAAUUGCCUACUCCACUUUUAUACCGAGGAUUAAAUUGCCACCUCUACCAACCAAAGAAACCAAAAAAGAUUCACCCAAAACCAAGUUGGUGCCGGAAGACGACUGUAUACACAAUUCCUUCUUCGAUUAUGACGCUUACGACGCUCUCAUCUUUCAGCUACCCCCUGUGCAGCACACUCACGAAACAAGCCACAUACAUUCAAAAAUGCCGCCGCGGUACAAGCGCAGCUCGGGCAGCCUGCUGGAUUCGCAGGAACUGUCUAAAGGUCAGCGUCGCAAAAUGUCGGAUCCCGACAUACAACAUCGCGUCGACUCGAACGCCCGAAGCGACCCGAUCGCCAUUCCGCCCGCCGCGGGGUCUCCCGUGUCUUCGCCGCACGGGGACGUUGACAAAGAACUGUCUCCGCCAGUGCGCAUGGUGGUCGGUUCUGAAGGGUCUCCGCCGCUGGAAUCUCGCGCCCUAAUCAACCCCUUUGACCCAUCGCAUGUUACGAUUAAGCUGACUUCGAAUCGUAGACGUUGGACGCAUAUUUUUCCCAAAGGUCCUACUGGUGUUUUAAUACAACAACAUCACUAUCAAGCGGUUCCUGCUCAAGCUGAGCAUGUCCAAAAUGAAAACGAAAAACCGGAUAAAUGUAUGACCACUUCCGGAAAUUAUCAGUCUUUUUGUGUUACUGCAGCUUUACAGGAUUAUUGUAAAAAACGUCCCAACUUUAGCCACGGCCCGAACGUUGUAACUACAAAAAAUACAACGAAAAGUCAAACUUACUUGUGGGGUGCCACAGGGGAGCAAGAGUGGACCCCGGCUCUAACCACAGCAGUCAAUGACGUCCUAAUAGGAGUGGACUGGAAAUCGCUCACCAUCCCGGCAUGUCUACCAAUCACGACGGACUAUUUUCCGGACAAGAGGGCGUUGCAUCUGGACUACGUCGUUUCUUUGUACAGCUUACUGCCGGACAGCGUUAACGAACACUUCGCGCAGCAGCGCACGAAAGAUAAGAAAUCUUUGACCACAGUGGAGGUUUUUAAAGAGUUGAUCUCCCAGAGGUUGGCGCAAGGUUUUCAGUUAAUUUUAAUGGCCGGAAACAGCGAUAAUAUGGCCACCACGAAUGCCAACCUCAGAGGGGCCGUCAUUAGGAAGAGCCCCACUGAUAGCGACGAGUCUUUUUAUUUGUCUAUUGGCAGGUUGUUUCAUAAGAUUUCACUAUCUGGAAAUACCAUUUCUGUUACAAGAUAUAGACCAAGACAUCCAUAUCCAGGUUUCAACUAUCAAUACAGGUACAGAUUUUACGCGCCGCAUCAUGACAACUAUGAAGAGUCUAUUGCCACCUUCACAACAGAAAAACUGGAACAUUUUAAUUGGAACUAUUUGGAUCAUUAUGUUUGCACAGGUGGCGACACUGAGUUUCUUUUGGUCGACGCUCUAAAAUACUGGAGAUUCCGAGUAUAUCUGUUGCCAUUAAACAACACCGCGACGAAAAAAAUUGUAGAUGGCGCCCCGCACGGUGACAUUUACUCGAUGCCUACCGCGACCGAUCAUCAACAAAUGGUCGAGGGAAUUUUAAAGUUUAUUGAAACCGCAGUGAAUAAAUUAAAACGCCCCACGCCGGUCUCCAAAAAACCCAGGAUGUCCCUGAGUAUACUAAGCAAUCAACCGUUGAUCCAACCGAGACGUAACAGUAUGAGCAAUUUUUCGCAGAACAUAGGAUCAAAUUCGCCAUUUAGGGAACGACUGGGCAGCAAUCGGCUUACAGAGAGACCACGUCCAAGAUCCGGCUCAAAAGUGGAAAGAGUCAAACCAAAUCCAGAAAUGAUCGCUUCUAUGAGCGAAAGCACCGACAAUUUUGGAGAAGAAACUUCCCUCCCUGUAAUCAGCAUAAAACUGACAUCUACGCAUCAAGAAAUCGUGGAGGCGAUGCGCAAUCCGCUAAGUGGCCUUACAUUCAUUGGCUCGCAGCAAAACCUGCCGCAUUCGACUUUUGCCACAGCCGACGCCGUUAAUUGGCUGAUUUCCAACAUGGAGGGGGUAUCUUCUAUAGAGCGAGCCAUACAGGUUUUAAAUGGAUUACAUAGAGAUCAAAUGAUAAGGCACGCUUCAGGGGACAUGCAUAGACCGGUUAUCUAUGGUUUUUACCUGUUUUAUAUUGUCAGCGAUGACUCUUUCCCUACAUAUCCAGAUUUUUCGAGUUUUGAGAAUGAAUGGAUGGAGGUGGAAAUUAAACCCGCUUUAAAUUGGGGUUUAUCAAAAUCACCAACCGCAUUAAAUGUCCCUAGCGCUUUUCCGGAUCGUGAACAUGGUGUGCCACAUUUCUUGUGCGAAAAUAUUGAUGCUGAAUACUCGGAUUGCGAUUUAGAUGGGGUGAUGUAUAAAAGAAUGAGGUUAGAAACGGACGUUCAAAGCAGGAGCGAUAGGGUUGAAUGGGGCCACGCAAAAUACCAAACUGUUUUUAGACCUGACAAGGCCUAUGAGUUAGUUGUGGAGUGGCUAACAUCGUCAGGCUCGAUUGUGGCGGAAUUAUUAUUUGGUUGGCAUCGUAAAGCCCAGGCUUGCGGACUUCAAAUGAUCCCUAUACCCCAUGACCCUUUGGCGCUACCUUAUUCAGAUAAAUCUGAUCCCCUAAGGGGGCCCAUUUUUAUACCCCUUGAUAUUAAGUGUUUGGAAGGGAGGGAUACUAUUUUCAAAGAGUUUGGUCCAGAUACGAGCAUUGAGCGCUUGUUUCUCUUUCAAGAAGCCAUAGUACAAAAAUUCGGCUUUAUUUCUUGCCUUGUGGAACCCCCCAGUAAUGCGUUAAAUGGUUCUCGCGAGCAUCAAUACAUUCAUUCAACUGGUACUAUUUUUGUUUUGGUCUCCACUGUAGCACCGAAGUCCAGAAAUAGGAUUAAUUCAGUUAAUAAUAGCCGCGGUACGGGAAGAUACUCCGUGCAUGCUGACGUUGUACCUAGUCCUCAUGAAGCCUACAUAACCCGCCAUGUUAGCGGGAAAAAUAAGGACGAUUACGAUAAUUCGAGAAAAUUGGGUUUCUUAUGGUCUUGGAACCACAUGGUUAGUAGGAGAUGGCGAACAAACCAAGGGGUCGACAACAAUUUCCAGACGAAAUUGCUAAAAGAUUUUCGCGAAUUCUGUGCCAAUUUGGACAACCGACUAAAAAAUUUCUGGGAAGAAUGCUGGGAAGCCAAAGAAGCAGCUUUUACAUACAGAAACUCCGGCGCCAGUGAUUUUAUAUGAUUUAUUUAUACAAAUCGUGAUUUUAUUCUUUAAUUGUUACCCAUUUUAAUUCAUAACGUGUUAUUUU